Messenger RNA from Paramecium sonneborni, 2814 nucleotides. Lineage: Eukaryota; Ciliophora; Oligohymenophorea; Peniculida; Parameciidae. The record is from the annotation of a GenBank genome assembly.
AUGGAUAGCACUUAUGACUUUAAAGAAGAUCCAUCUGAAGUUUUUGCUAACGUUAAAGAUGUUGAUGAAUAAAUAUUCAGUCAUAUAAUUCAAAUUUUUAGAAAAAACAGCAUAUAAGAUAGUCAAAGAUAUCUUUCAAUAGAGGAGAAUCGAAACCAUCUUGAAAAAUACAUUUUAAAAAUAGAAAAUAUAUCAUGUGAAGAUUAAGAAAAGAAGCCAAAUGUUUUAAGGAACAACAUAAACAUAAUUUCUAACAUUCUAAAAUAAAUUAAAGAUCAUGAUUUUAAUAAAAAUAAUUUUUCAACUGUCUAAUACUUAGAAAUUAAAAAAGAGGUAAUUGAGAAAAUUAAAGAGAAUAAGAAGAUCAUUUCAUUUUUAAAAUUUUUAGUUCUUCUAACAGCUAUUGAUAGCCAAUUCAUAGUAUGCGGAUCGAAUUCUUUGAACUUAUUAGUUGAAAUGAGGAUCGAUUUAAGGAACUAAUGUUUGAAAAAUAUCAAUAUUUAGAACACUUCUUUAAUUGAGGGUAAUUUUACAAGAAGCAAUUUAAGUGGAUCUAAAUUUACAAAUGUAGAUAUUAGCGGAGUAAAUUUAAAUGGAGCUCUACUUUUCAAUUGCAAAUGGUAAAACAUUAAAACACUUGAACUAAACAAAUUAGAAGGACAUAGUAAUUGUGUAAACUCAGUCUGUAUCUCUCCUGAUGGUACAAUAUUGGCAUCGAGUAGCGAUGAUAAAUCUAUUCGUUUAUGGGCUAUCAAAACAGGAUAAUAAAUAGAAAAAUUAAAUGGUCAUACAAGAACAAUCUUCUCAAUAUGUUUCUCUCCAGAUGGUACUAUAUUAGCAUCUGGAAGUUAAGAUAGUUCUAUUUUUUUAUGGGAUAUUAACACAAGAAAAAUAAAGGCCAAAUUAUACGGUCAUAGAGGUGGAAUCCUCUCAAUAUGCUUCUCUCCAGAUGGUACUAAAUUAGCAUCAUGUAGUGAUGAUACAUCUAUUCGUUUGUGGAAUAUUAAAACAGAAUAAUAAAUAGAAAAAUUGAACGGUCAUACAAGAACAAUCUUUACAAUAUGUUUCUCUCCAGAUGGUACUAUAUUAGCAUCUGGAAGUUAAGAUAGUUCUAUACGUUUAUGGGAUGUUCAGACUAGAAAAAAAAAGGCUAAAUUAGAUGGUCAUAGAGGUGGAAUCCUAUCUAUAUGCUUCUCCCUUGAUGAUAUCACUUUGGCAUCUGGAAGCGAAGAUAUGUGUAUCCUUUUAUGGGAUGUUAAGACAGGAUAAUAAAAAGCCAGAUUAGAUGGACAUACUAGCAUUUACUAAUCAGUAUGUUUCUCUCCUGAUAGUACUACAUUAGCAUCUGGUAGUAGGGAUCAGUAUAUCCGUUUAUGGGAUGUUAAGACAGCAUAAUUAAAAGCCAAAUUGGAUGGUCACAGUAAAUGGAUUUAAUCAGUAUGCUACUCUCCUGAUAGUACAAUAUUAGCAUCUGGUAGUUAGGAUCAGUCUAUCCGUUUAUGGGAUGUUAAGACAAGCUAAUAAAAUGCUAAAUUGGAUGGUCAUAGUCAUAUAGUAUUCUCAGUAUGGUUUUCUCAUGAUGGUACUACUUUAGCAUCAGGUAGCGAAGAUAAAAAUAUCUAUUUAUGGGAUGUUUAGACAGGAUGCUAAAAAGCCAAAUUGUAUGGUCAUAGUAAUUCAGUUUACUCAGUAUGCUUCUCUAUUGAUGAUACUUUAGCAUCUGGAAGUGAAGAUAGGUCUAUCAGGUUAUGGGAUGUUAGAACAGGAUAAUAAAAAGCUAAAUUGUGUGGCCAUAGUGAAGCCGUCUAAUCAGUAUGCUUCUGUAGUGAUGGUACAACGUUAGCAUCCGGAAGUUGGGAUCAGUCGAUUUGUUUAUGGGAUGUGAAGACUGCAUAAUUAAAAGCUACAUUGCAUGGUCAUACUUGUUAUAUACAAUCAGUAUGCUUCUCUAAUGAUGGUACUACAUUAGCAUCUGGUAGUUGGGAUAAGACUAUCCGUUUAUGGGAUGUUUAGACUGCAUAAUUAAAAGCUACAUUGCAUGGUCAUACUAGUUUUAUACAAUCAGUAUGCUUCUCUAAUGAUGGUACUACUUUAGCAUCAGGUAGUAAUGAUAAGAAUAUUUGUUUAUGGGAUGUUUAGACAGGAUAAUAAAUAGCCAAAUUGUAGGGUCAUUGUAGUUAUGUGAAUUCAUUAUGUUUUUCUCCAGAUGGCACUAUCUUAGCAUCUGGUAGUCAUGACAAGUCUAUUCGUCUAUGGGAGGUUAAGACAAAAUAAUAAAAAGCUUUAUUGCAUGGGCAUAAUAAUCAAGUCUGGGCAGUGUGCUUCUCUCCUGAUGGUUGUAAAUUAGCAUCUGGUAGUCAUGAUAAAUCUAUUCGUAUUUGGGAGGUUAACACAGAAUAAUAAAAAGCAAAAUUUGAUGGUUAUAUCGAAUCAAUCCAUUCUGUAUGUUUCUCUCCUGAUGCUCUUACUUUAGUUUCUGUUAACUAUGAAAAAUAAAUUCGUUUAUGGGAUGUUUAGACUGGAUCAGAAAUUGAAUCUUAAAAUGAAAAUUAUAACAAAAUUUUAGCAUAAUUGCCCUUUCCUCUUUUUAAAAAUAAUGUUUUUCUAUAAGGUACUAUUUAUACAUCUAUGUUAGUUAAUUCUUAUCUUACAAUACUUUGUAUAUCCUAAACAUCACCUUUUUAAGCAUAAGAUGCUUUAAUCUUGAAAGGAGAAUUUUUUAAUUUUUAAGGAGUAGAUUUACGAUCAUUACUAAAAUCUAAAGGAAGUUACUUUUUAGAACUUAUUUUAGAACAAUAGAAAAAAAAAAAUUGA